GAGCUCCGAGAACAUUAUGCUUUUUCAACUAGUAGUAACAUUUGGAGCUUCAAUCAGAAAUGUUUAACUUGAUAGUAACGCUUUUAUUAGCAUAUUCAUUAGUGGUCAUCGUCAGUGGACAUCCACUGGAGUCCGAUUACCGUAAAUACUGGCGCACCCGUAAGCCUCAAGCUCCCGGAGAAGUUCACGUCGAAGAAGUGCUAGAAGUGUUCCGGACCCGAGAUCGUCCUCCAAGCUACGGAGUGUACAACGGGCAGGUGAAUGGGUUCCUCGCCAACGAUGCCUUCCAGAAACGGAAGGGCGCUACGACGACAACGCGGAAACCGGCCAGAACGACCUACCCGACACCGACGCAGGACAACACCAAUCCGGACUACAGCAAUUCCGUCUAUCCGAGCAUUUCGAUGACCAAAUAUCCGAACUACCCGCAGCUGAGAACCAUGAUCAUACAGGAACGUCCACAAUCGAGCACGUUGCAGCCCGAAACGAAACCGGGGAAUGACGAUACCUACCAGUACUCGAAUGAAGAUUAUUUUGAUCAAUGAGUGCACGUGAAUUUGGUUGUUUUAAAUCCUUCUGAUUGGAUUAGUACGGAUGAUGCAAUUAUGUUUUGAAUUUACUCUCUGCCGUGAUAGAUUGAAUGGUGACUUUUGUAACUAGCUUUCAACACAAUAAAACAGAUGUCUUCAUAUAACUGAUUUAUUCAUUUGAAAUAAAUAUGUUUUCACAAA
Uranotaenia lowii is the source of this 731-nucleotide messenger RNA. RefSeq lists its product as uncharacterized. NCBI's taxonomy places the organism in Eukaryota, Metazoa, Arthropoda, Insecta, Diptera, Culicidae. Bases 60 to 545 code for a protein of 161 amino acids. The record is from RefSeq and is a predicted model, not a curated record. The transcript has a single exon.